Messenger RNA from Leptinotarsa decemlineata (Colorado potato beetle), 1496 nucleotides. RefSeq names its product slow border cells (gene slbo). Gene Ontology annotation, biological process: regulation of transcription by RNA polymerase II; DNA-templated transcription. The record is from RefSeq and is a predicted model, not a curated record. NCBI's taxonomy places the organism in Eukaryota, Metazoa, Arthropoda, Insecta, Coleoptera, Chrysomelidae. Gene Ontology annotation, molecular function: RNA polymerase II cis-regulatory region sequence-specific DNA binding; DNA-binding transcription factor activity, RNA polymerase II-specific.
AAGUACGUCAGCGAAUUACUCCUCGACAAAGCGCAUGAGCGUCGAAAGUAAGUACAAACCGUAGGAACCGCGCUCAAUACACUCAGUAUCAAGUAGACUUGGGUGAGCGCAACGUGUUGUGGUGCCCAAGUUAGUACCGAUCAAUUCAUUCGGCAAAUCUAAGUGAAAAUUCCAGCGAUCGCGAAGACUUUUACACAUUCAGUGCACGGACAGAGACGUUCGGGAUAAAAUCCGGGCGGUACUUCAAGUGAAUUGUGCGUGACCGUUUAAAAUUCCGAUUUCGGUGAAGUGAAAGUGGCCCGGAGAAAGUUCGAAAAAUGGAUUCACCGCAAAUGUACGACAACCAGCAGCACCAACAGGCUAGUGCGGUCAUCAGUCAGGACGCUAAAAAAUCAUCUGUGAUCAUGAACAAUAACAAUAACCUUACGACGCUAAACAACAACAACGGUAGUUCGAAGCAAACGCAGGCGUUGCUGAAGCAGCAUCAGCUGCAGCAGUACCAGUCCCACGGCGAGCUGAGCGAUCUCAACACCCCCGAGAUAUCGCUGGACCUGCAGAACCUCAUCGACGACAGCCAGUUCAGUGAUGGGUUAUUCACCGAGAUUAUGUCUAGCCAGGGAAAGCACAUUCAAAAUUUGCAGACCAGGCAGGUGAUGGGGGUGCACAACAACAACUACCCCCGCACCACCCUUGCGUACAUGCCGCAGCCAGUUCACAGUGGGGCGACCUACUCUGCCACGCAGAACUCAAACAGCGAUUCUAACAGCUCUGUAGGCAGCGAUGUUCCCAGCAUCAAGGAAGAGCCUGUGGACCCCCAGGAAUACAGGCGGCAGUCCUGCAACCUCAUACCUAACAGCUACUUGCCCGGAGCGUACAACCAAAACCCGGGCGCCACCUUUACGAACCUAACCCCCAGUCCAGUAAUCCAUCACCAGCUGAACAUGAACGCCAUGAAGAACAAAGCAGCUUUGAUGAAUCAGCACAACAUAGCGAGAAAAAAUAUGAAGCCCUGCGAUAAAAACAGCGAUGAAUACAGGCGAAGGAGGGAGAGGAACAACAUCGCUGUUCGGAAGAGCAGGGAAAAGGCAAAAGUUCGCACCAGGGAAACGGAGGAGAAAGUUAAAAUUCUCAUCAAAGAAAACGAAAGGCUACAAAAGAGGAUAGAGUUGCUCACGGAGGAGUUGAACGUGCUUAGGAGUCUUUUUUCCAGCGUUGGGGUUCUGCCAGAACAUGUACACAGGGAGAUAAAUAAGCACCUGGACUCUUUCCAACUUCAACAGCAGCAACAACAGAUGUCUGAGGAAAACAGGCAGAGGAUGAUGGAGAUCGUCCACGAUUACGGGCCGUAGCCUCCAAAUUAGUUGUGUUAGUUGUAAGAACCGAGAGCUUUAAAUUUUGAACAAAAUUUGAAUGACAAUUGAGCCUUGGAAAGGCUGAUUCGAAUGUCCUGAAGAGUCCCUUGAAUCUUAAAGAUUCUCUUAGCAUAUGUCGCUCGA